AGGAUAUGAUCUCUGAAUUGUUACGUGUUUCCUCUUCAAGUGUAUUAUAUUUAUACCUUUAUUCUUACAGAUGGUUCAGCGACUGACUUUCCGUCGUAGACUGUCUUACAACACAAAAAGUAACAGCAGGAGGGUAUCAAAGACUCCUGGUGGUAAAUUGGUUUACCUUUACACAAAGAAACCUGGUAGUGUGCCCAAAUGUGGAGAUUGUAAAGUUAAACUACAUGGGAUUACACCUGCCAGGCCCCUGAAGCUGAUGUCCAUGUCUCGACGACUGAAGACGGUGACACGCUGCUAUGGAGGUACUCGCUGCCACAGAUGUGUCCGCGAGAGGAUAGUCCGGGCCUUCCUUAUCGAAGAACAGAAGAUUGUGGUCCGUGUAUUGAAGGCACAAGAAGCCUCCAAAAAAUAAACUAUCAACACAACAAAA
Molecule: messenger RNA, 430 nt
Organism: Magallana angulata
Lineage: Eukaryota; Metazoa; Mollusca; Bivalvia; Ostreida; Ostreidae
Product: 60S ribosomal protein L34-like
Exons: 5
Coding region: 71-412 (113 amino acids)
Biological process (GO): translation
Cellular component (GO): ribosome
Molecular function (GO): structural constituent of ribosome
Source: RefSeq, a predicted model, not a curated record